Messenger RNA from Geodia barretti, 699 nucleotides. The record is from the annotation of a GenBank genome assembly. NCBI's taxonomy places the organism in Eukaryota, Metazoa, Porifera, Demospongiae, Tetractinellida, Geodiidae.
AUGUUGUACGACCUUCUGCGCUAUCACCUCGGAUGGGUGGAUGAGCGAGGCAAUCCUGCUGAUGAUGCGAUCACGCCCCUGCACCACUGCGGCGCCUUGGCCAUGGCGUCGUCGGAGGCGGUCGGCGGCGGGCAUCCGGGCGCGGCCUCCGCAGCCGCGGCCGUUGAGUUGGCGUACAAUUUCGUUCUGGUGCAUAACGACGUUCAAGCCGGCCGCAUCGAUCAGGACAACGACCGCCCGAGUAUCUGGUGGGUGUGGGGCCCCUCGCAGGCCAUCAACGCCGGCGACGGAUUGCACGCCCUGGCUCGCUUCGUGUUGAUGCGCCUGUCAGACGCCGGAGCCACCUCCGACAUCGUCCUGGCCGGAUUACAGUCUUUGGAUCAGGCAUGUUUGACCCUGUGCGAGGAAAAAUCCGGUGCAUUGGCCGGGUGUGCGGCGCGUCUGGGCGCGUUGGCCAGCGGAGCCGAAGCGGCCACCGCCGACGCGCUGGAGCUUUGGGGCCUGAAACUCGGCAUGGCUCGCCAGGUCAGGGAGGACAUCUCCGACCUGUGGGGACGUUCCGGCGACGGUUUCACUCCCGCCAAUAUCCUGAACAAGAAGAAAAGCCUGCCCCUGAUCCACGCGUUGCAAAACUCCGAUACCGCCGCCAAGCGCGAGCUGGGCGCCAUAUACAUGAAACGCGUGCUGGAGCCCGGGUGA